AUGGAUUCAUUUCACACACCGCAGUUCGUCACUGUGACCGAAAACAAAGCCCACGAAAUCGAACCCGUACAGAUCGUCACUACUGAGAUCCUCGACACUUCAGAGUCUGGGGACGAUACCCGAACAUCGGCGAGCCAACAUGAGGCGACAGCCACUGCAGUCCUUAAAACUAUCGAACAGUAUGGGUUGAAUUUCGAGCGCACAGGUUCAUGGGAAGGCUUCGAAACAUUCUUUCCCGUCGUGUUGGGCCAGGUCUCACGCGGCGAGUCCGUCAAGAUGCUGCUUCCUGGCUUCCCCUUCAAGUCGCCAAACUCAAGAGACAAGGUCCUUGGGAAUCUGCCUGAUCUUGGAGAAGAACUUGCAUUGAAGCACCUCAACGGACUUUGUGAAAACAUCAAAGCAGUGUAUGAGCACGGAGCCGAAGUACAUAUCACUUCUGAUGGGCUUGUCUACAACGACCUACUUGGUGUUCCCGACGAGGAUGUAUGGACUUUUGGGGAAGCUGUCCGUCAAAUUACCGUCGACAAUGACCUGCAUCACCUCAGCUUUCUUCGCCUAUGGGAUCUAUUAGGCACCCCUGGUACAUGGUCCAAGGAACAUUACCUUGCAAACGCCCAUAAUAUCCGUCAAGAGUUGAACAAGCGAUUUGGUGAUCCACAAUUCGAAGCCAACAUGGCCAACAUGUCCAGCAGCGACAUGCAAAUGACGCAUACCAAAUACCUCGAAUUUCUGAAGUCGGAUCUCCUCCUCAACAAGAAGUGGCUCCAGCAAGCUCCGGAAGAACAGGCUGUGACAAUCGUGGAUACAGCAAAAGCAAUGAUGGGUCGUUGGAAGGCAUUCGCCGCUGCGCUUGAAGCAAGUCGUACUGAUUACGUUCGUUUAUCGAUCCACGACUCUGGUGGCAAGGACAAACUCUCAAUGGCGCUUAUCCCACAAAAACAGCGAGGUGCGCUUGGAGCUACACCGUGGCACUCUGUCGUAGUUGCAGAGUUGGACGGAAGCUAUCGUUCGGUUCAGAGGCACAUCGUUGAUCUGCAGAGGUAUGAGCUGAUUUACCACAAAGGCCGACCUUACUUCUACCGCGCCAAAUCAGAGCUCUUUGACUGGAGCGACGAUGGAUGUGACGUCAACUUCGAGCAUCUUUACCCGACAGGUCUCAUCGUCCGUCCUACCGCCGGCACCCCUUCCAUGACCACGAUCCCUUUGAAGAAAGUGCGUACCUUAACGAACACUUUCUCACCCAUCGUUCUCCGCGGAUUUUCCGACACCACAAACCAAGAGAUAUUCACCAGCAGUGCCCACAACCUUGGCGAAGUACUUGUCUGGCCGCAGUACGGCAUCAUGGCCAAGGUGAAGGAUGCAGGAAAGGAUGAUAAGAACGCUAAUAACGUUACCUCCAACGAAGCCAUGCCUAUGCAUUUCGACGGCAUCUUUAAAUACAAAGAUGUUACCGAUCCUGUCACUGGCGAGAUUACAAAAGUGCUGAACCCUCCAGGUUACCAGUACUUCACCUGUAUUGCCACAGCACCCAAGGGGAGUGGCUAUACCCUCUUUACAGCGUCACGCCUGUUUUUUCGCUACCUCUCCCCUCCAUGGACCGUUGAGCGUCUCGAGCCCGUGACAUGGGGCACGCACAACACAGGGUUUUGGAAGCAGGACCAGGAGAAGCUCAGCCUGGUUGUCAAGCACGCAACCACCGGUGAGCAUUGCCUUCGUUGGCACGAACCCUGGAAUAAGACGAAGUUUUCAACUUGCGACGUCUUCAUUGAGAACGAAGACAAGGCGCUGAUUGAUGUGGUCAACACCGGAAUCUACGAUUGGCGUUCAUGCUUGAGGUUCAGCUGGGAGAAAGGUGACCUCCUCAUCAGCGACAACACCGCUAUGUUGCAUACAAGGAGUGCGUACGAGUCUGAUUGCGAAAGAGAGAUGUGGAGGAUUCACUUCGAUUGA
Messenger RNA from Ascochyta rabiei, 1950 nucleotides. RefSeq lists its product as uncharacterized. Gene Ontology annotation, molecular function: oxidoreductase activity. Lineage: Eukaryota; Fungi; Ascomycota; Dothideomycetes; Pleosporales; Didymellaceae. The transcript has 2 exons. Bases 1 to 1950 code for a protein of 649 amino acids. The record is from RefSeq and is a predicted model, not a curated record.